CAUACAUUUAUUUAGCCCGAUCAAUCACACCCAGCUGCGAUAAGACACGCAGUAAUCUGAUAAAUAGAGAGAGACUGGAGAGAAGGCAUCUCAGUCUUUUUUAUUAUCAAACCUCAUUAAUUCUGAACAAAAAACAAACAUAUUAAUAUAAAUUGGAAUUCCUCUCUUUCAUGCAUUCGCCAGAGGGGAAACAUCCCCCAGAAUGAAGGAAGACUCAUUCUCCCCACCCACAGCGCCUAAUUUCCAAUUUCCAAUUUCCACUUAUCAUCUUCAUCAUCUCCAUCAUCCUAUCCAGCAGCCCCCGCCGCGCUUCCAGCAAUAAAGGCCGUGGAAGAGCCCCAAACAUCUCCUCUCUCCAUUCCGCGAAGUGACAUCCCCACCGCCCAACUAUGGCAACGGAUGUAUCACACGCAACGACCGCGGUAGUGACAGAGGAAUCUAAGCCGGCCCGGACGCGCCCAGGUCCUUCGAGCUCGACGGCGACGACGACGAGAAGGACCUCCCGCGCCAUAGAGAAGUGGUGGCACGUUCAUUUUUUCCGGGGCAUGAUUGGCGAUGUCAAGAGGCGGGCGCCGUACUAUGCGAGCGACUGGAAGGAUGCGUGGGAUUACCGUGUGGUGCCGGCGACGGUGUAUAUGUAUUUUGCAAAGUAUGGCCCAGAGAAUAUGAAUUUUCUUUCUUUUUUCUUUUGGCUUCUUCCUUUGCCUGAUGAUUUCUGUUCCGCAUUUUCCUGCUCUUUCUUCCCUCCUUGUCAUUCCCUGCCUUCUACUUUUGCCCUGCCAUCAUGUGUUUUCAAUUCGAAACUCCUCGAAGGAAAAAGGGGGGAAUGAAGAAGGAAUCAUGGCUAUUCGUUGCCCAUGAUAUUGCCGAACUGUCCAGUGAGAGGGACAAACAACAAUGAGAAGAAAAUGGAGAAAAUGGAGCAGUGCGCCCAAAUGCAGAGCUUCUAAACAGCCUCCACAGAUACACACGAUGUUGGUAACGAUAGGAAUACUUACUGUACCUGCAGCAUCUUGCCCGCUCUUGCAUUUUCCUUGGACAUGUUCGAACAAACAGACAUGAGCUACGGAGUCAACGAGGUGUUGUUGGCCUCGGUGCUGGGUGCAGUCGUCUUCGCUUUGCUUGCAGGCCAGCCCUUGGUUAUUGUUGGAGUGACAGGCCCAAUCACCGUCUUUAACUAUACCGUUUAUGAUAUCAUGUCCCCAACAGGCACCAACUACCUGGGCUUCAUGUGCUGGAUUGGAAUAUGGGCAAUGAUAAUGCAUUGGAUCCUUGCAAUUACCAACUCCUGCAACGCUCUGACAUAUGUCACCCGUUUCUCCUGUGACAUUUUCGGAUUCUACGUCGCAUUCAUCUACCUGCAGAAGGGGAUCCAGGUCCUCACGCGCCAGUGGCGCAAAUCCGGCGAAGCCUCAGCCUACCUUUCCAUCAUGGUCUCUCUUCUUGUGCUCAUGUGCGCCUACAUCUGUGGCGCGGUCGGGGAAAGCAAUUUCUUCCAGCGAUAUAUCCGAAAAUUCAUCGAGGACUACGGUACACCGCUCACGAUUGUGUUCUUCACGGGAUUUGUACACAUAGGCCAUAUGAAAAACGUACCCAUUGAAACGCUGCCCACCACCAAGGCUUUCUUCCCGACUCUCGACCGCAGCUGGCUUGUUAAUUUCUGGGAUAUGGACGUCGGGGACAUAUUCCUUGCAAUACCUUUCGCCGUGCUGUUGACAAUCCUUUUUUACUUUGAUCAUAAUGUCUCAUCCCUGAUAGCUCAGGGAACGGAGUUUCCGCUCCGAAAACCCGCUGGAUUCCACUGGGAUAUCUUCCUCCUCGGUUUAACGACUGGCGUGGCCGGAAUCCUUGGCAUCCCUUUCCCCAACGGCUUGAUCCCCCAGGCACCCUUCCACACCGCUGCGCUGUGCGUAACCCGCCAGGUCGCCGACGAAGACGAAACGAAUAAGGGCAAAACCGUGCGCGUCAUCGACCACGUCGUCGAGCAGCGAUUCAGCAACCUGGCACAGGGUCUGCUGACGCUGGGUACCAUGAGCGGGCCGCUCCUCGUCGUCCUUCAUCUCAUCCCGCAGGGAGUAAUGGCGGGCCUCUUCUUCAUCAUGGGCGUCCAAGCCCUUCUCGGCAACGGCGUGACGCAGAAGCUAAAAUUCCUCGCCCAGGACAGGAAAUUCACCCCAGCAUCCGACCCGCUCAAGCGCGUUGAGCGGAAACUGGCCAUCUGGGCGUUCGUGGGGAUUGAGCUUGUCGGCUUCGGCGCAACCUUCGCCAUCACGCAGACGAUCGCCGCCAUCGGGUUCCCCGUGUUCAUCCUCAUCCUCAUCCCCGUCCGGACAUUCUUGCUUCCCCGCUGGUUUACGCAGGCGGAACUCGCUGCCCUCGAUGCGCCCACGGCCAGCCCCUUUACCAUGGAGAAUGUGGGUGGAACGCACGGGUAUGGAGACAGUGAUGUAACGGUUACUCCUGCGUCCGAGCAGGGUGGUGGCUUGUUCAAGUCUUCGGAUUCUACGGUUGAGGAUGAGCUUGAGAGGGGGGAGUCGUAUGCGCUGCAGGCCAGGUCUGCCAUGCGCCGGGGCGAGUCGAGGUGAGAAUUAGUGUGUUGUGCUGUGUUUUUUUCCCCUUUCGAUGUGCGUAACUACAUAUAUUUUCGUUUGUUAUCAGCGGCCUCUACUGUGGAUGAUGGAUGUUGCAUGCAGAUGGCUAUGCUACACUAGAUGUAUACCACCGGGUUGGGUAACUUGAAUUUUUAACAUGCCGCGUGCCGCGCGAAGGGCUGGCGGGGAAAGACGGGGGUUUAUCUUUGUGCGAUGGAAAUUAGGCCUGAUUUCUUCUCUCUUUUGUGAGAUAACGAUUUGUGGCCAAGGAAAGAGAUGAUUUAAUUUUGCAGAUAGAGCGUGGGAUGGAUACAUUGAUGGCGUCACUUUUCUUUUCCUUUUAGUCCCUUUACUUCCGGCCGUUUGUUUGUUUGUUUUUUCUUUUUUUCUUUUUUUCUU
Messenger RNA from Blastomyces dermatitidis ER-3, 2990 nucleotides. RefSeq names its product anion exchange family protein, variant. The record is from RefSeq and is a predicted model, not a curated record. Gene Ontology annotation, biological process: transmembrane transport; monoatomic ion homeostasis; borate transport. Bases 1041 to 2585 code for a protein of 514 amino acids. Lineage: Eukaryota; Fungi; Ascomycota; Eurotiomycetes; Onygenales; Ajellomycetaceae. Gene Ontology annotation, cellular component: plasma membrane; fungal-type vacuole. The transcript is spliced from 4 exons. Gene Ontology annotation, molecular function: solute:inorganic anion antiporter activity; borate efflux transmembrane transporter activity.